This is a messenger RNA of Entrophospora candida, 507 nucleotides long. NCBI's taxonomy places the organism in Eukaryota, Fungi, Glomeromycota, Glomeromycetes, Entrophosporales, Entrophosporaceae. The record is from the annotation of a GenBank genome assembly.
AUGUCUCAUCCAUUAUUGAUAGAAAGCGAUUCACCCUUGCAUAGUAACAUCCAUGCUAACAAUAAGAACACAUACGCUAAUCCCUUCGAGAUGUCAUCAAACUUUGGUUCAGAUCCAACACAUGUAACAAUAGAACCUGACGAUGUAGAUCUUUCCUCGCCACUUGCUCGACCUAUAAACGUUACAGGUUCAAUUGGUAGUCAGCCAAUUAGAAGAUUUGCUAAUGAUACUUUGGAUGAACCAGUUUCAGAAACCAUCCUUCGAGAUGUAAAAAACGUCGCAGUUAAAUUACAACAAGUUCUUAAACCUAAAGGAGGGCGUAAAGAUAUUUUAAAAGAUUGGGAUUUGUGGGGACCAUUGUUUCUUUGUUUAACACUUUCGAUUGUUUUAUGUCUAAAGGCACCAAAAGAUCAAGAAAUUGCAGUGUUCACAGGUGUAUUUGUUAUUGUAUGGUGCGGUGCAGCAGCAGUUACGAUAAAUGCAAAACUUUUAGGUGGUAAUGUGUAA